Molecule: messenger RNA, 1580 nt
Organism: Aspergillus ochraceoroseus IBT 24754
Lineage: Eukaryota; Fungi; Ascomycota; Eurotiomycetes; Eurotiales; Aspergillaceae
Product: NAD(P)/FAD-dependent oxidoreductase
Exons: 1
Coding region: 72-1412 (446 amino acids)
Cellular component (GO): mitochondrion
Molecular function (GO): FAD binding; sulfide:quinone oxidoreductase activity
Source: RefSeq, a predicted model, not a curated record
AAAAUUCUGUUGGACAGUAACUCCACAUUCCUGUCUCUUCAAAAUCUCCCCUCCUCACAUAACUGGCAGUAAUGUUGGGCCGCCGUGUAACACUGGCAGCGAGGGCUGCGCGGUCUCUUUCGACCGUGCGCACUUUUGCGACCGCCGCGCCUGUGAGCUCGACGUCUCCCAGCCAUAAGGUGGUCGUGAUCGGCGGCGGUACAGCAGGCCUAGCCAUCAGCCAUCAGCUUCUGAGAUCGGGCAAGUUUGCCCAGAAUGACAUUGCGGUCAUUGAUCCCGCCCUAUGGCAUCACUAUCAACCCGGCUGGACGCUGGUUGGUGGCGGUCUCAAGACCCGCGAGGAGUUGCGUCAGCCCCUCCACGGCUUGAUCGAUCCCAAGAUCAAGUUCUACAACGAGAGUGUGGGCGCCUUUGCCCCCGAAGAAAACUACAUCACGCUAGCCAACGAGAACAAGGUCAGCUAUGAGCACCUGGUCGUUGCACCGGGCAUCACUGUCGACUUUGGCACCAUCAAAGGAUUGACUGAGGCCCUCGAGGCUCCGGACUCCGGGGUCUCCUCUAUCUACACCUACGACACCUGUGCCAAGGUCUUCCCCACAAUUGAGAAACUGCAAAAGGGUACCGCGAUUUUCUCUCAGCCUGCCGGCGUGAUCAAAUGCGCUGGCGCCCCCCAGAAGAUCAUGUGGCUCGCACUGGAUCACUGGAAGCGCGCUGGAUUGUACGAUCCCAGCAACCCCGCCGGUUCGCCCAUUCACAUCAGCUUUGCCACCGGACUCCCCACCAUGUUCGGCGUGCCAAAGUAUAGCGCCAAACUCGAAGAGCUGCGAAAGGAGCGGGCCGUGGAGGGCCUUUUCCAGCACGAUCUCGUCGCGAUCGAAGGCAACACGGCCACCUUUGCGCGCCCGGAUGGCAAGGAGAAGGUCACUAAGCAGUUCGAUUUUCUGCAUGCCGUCCCCAAGAUGGGACCUCCUGCGUUUGUUAAGAACAGUGCCCUGGCCAACGAAGCCGGUUACGUCAAUGUGGACGAUGCUACCACGCGCCACAAGAAGUAUGCCAAUGUCUGGUCCGCUGGCGAUGCGUCCAGUCUGCCCACAUCCAAGACCACUGCCGCCAUCACUGCCGAAGCGCCUGUUCUGGUUCGUAACUUGCUGCAGUCCAUGGAGGGCAAGGAACUCGAUGCGACCUACGACGGGUAUACCUCGUGCCCGCUCCUCACCGAAUACGGCAAGGUCCUCCUUGCUGAGUUCAAGUACGGCGGAGAGCCCAAGGAAACAUUCGGUAACUGGUUCGGCAUCGACCAGGCCAAUCCCCGUCGCGAAUUCUACUACCUCAAGAAGCACUUCUUCCCUUGGGUAUAUUAUCAAUCCAUGGUGAAGGGCACCUGGGCUGGAACCAAGGGCUGGCUCAACUAGAAAGAAGCAUGUUAUGGUGUACAUUAUUUUCAGUUUUAGAGCGAUAGAAUCAUGAAGAUUUCCUAAAUCAACAACCAUAAUUCUUUUAUCCUAGAGUCUUGACUGGAUGCAUUGCGAUUGUUUUUUAAGGCUCGGGCGAAUCUACCACUGGGCCCAAAACCACCGCCG